Messenger RNA from Paramuricea clavata, 622 nucleotides. Lineage: Eukaryota; Metazoa; Cnidaria; Anthozoa; Malacalcyonacea; Plexauridae. The record is from the annotation of a GenBank genome assembly.
AUGAAAAAGAGUUUACAGGGCUUAGAUAGUUAUGCAGAGGAGGGCGGGCGUGGUUUUGAUGAGCUAAUUUCCCUCCUGGAUACGAUGAUGCAGUAUGGUGCUAACGAUCCUGAAAUGCACAAGCUAAAGAUCAGUCUUAAACAUCUCAAACAGUACAUCAAAAGUGAUUACAAGGUAUGUUUCCGAGUAUUUCAUACCGCCUCUUAAUAGAACGUAACCACAUGCCUCUUUUCUCCGCAGAUCCAUUUUCGAUCCAUGGUUAGUUCUGUACCUGAACAUUGACGAUAAAUUGAAAUCUGAGGCUUUUAAUGAUUUCUUUGUCAAUAUCGGGGCAAAACUUGCAGCUGAAAUUGAAGAUAAUUCCCUCAACACAAAUUCUUUUGCUCGCGGAGAUUCUAGGCCUACUACCGACUCCAAUCUUUUUUUCAAAUUUUCUGAAAUUAACGAGGACGAAGUAACAUAUCAAUUGCGUAGUCUCAAAAUUUCAAAAUCCACAGGAUUAGAUAACAUCCCUGCUAAAGCCCUUAAAAUAUCCGCGGACAUUGUUGGUCCGCCAUUAACUUGGAUAUUUAACCUUUCGAUCAAAAAAGGAGAAUAUGUGGAUGAAUGGAAAAAAGCCUGA